AUGGACCCCGUUAAGACGCUCGGCGACCUCGACGGCGACCUCGUCACCGCCACCGAAGAGCGCGACCUCAAGCGCGGCCUCAAGGAGCGCCACCUGACCAUGCUGGGCAUCGCCGGCGCCAUCGGCACGGGUCUGUUUCUCGGAUUAGGCAGCGCCGUCCAGACGGGAGGGCCCCUCGGAGCGUUGCUAGGUUACGGCACCGUCGGGCUGGUCGUGAGCGCCGUGCAGUUUGCCCUGGGCGAGGUGUCGGCGCUGCUGCCCGUGACGGGCUCGUUUGUGCGGCACGCCGAGGUGCUGGUCGAUCCGGCGCUGGGCUUUGCCGUGGGCUGGAACCUGGUGUACGGCAACCUGCUGUCGAUUCCGAGCGAGAUUACGGCCAUUUGCGUGCUGUUUGCCUACUGGCUGCCGGACCUCAACCCGAGCGUGUGGAUCAUUGUAUUCAUCAUCCUGACGGCCGCGGUGGGCUUCUCGGGCAUCCGCUGGUUCGGCGAGGUCGAGGCCUUUUUCGCAACGCUCAAGAUCCUCAUGGUGGUGUUUCUGAUUAUUUUCGGGCUGGUGAUUGACCUCGGCGGCAUCCCCGGCGUGCGGCCAACGUACUUUCGCUUCUGGAAGAACCCGGGCCCCUUUGUGGAAUACAUUGCCACGGGCAACUGGGGCAAGUUCCUGGGCUACUGGAGCGUCAUGACGGGCGCCGUCUUUUCCUUUGCGGGCGUCGAGUCGCUGGCCAUGGCGGGAGCUGAGACGGCAAACCCCCGUAAAGCGAUCCCGCGGGCGUGCCGCAACGUCUUCAUCCGCAUCAUCCUCUUCUACAUGCUGGCCAUCCUCAUCGUCGGCAUGAUUGUCAGCUCCGACGACGACCGGCUCAGCGCCGAGUCGGGCACGGCCGCGCAGAGCCCGUUUGUCAUUGCCGUGUCGGCCGCGGGCUAUCCCGCCGUGCCGUCCGUCAUCAACGCCAUCGUCAUCACGUCGGCGUGGUCGUCGUCGAACCAGGCGCUGCUGUCGGGCACGCGCGUGCUGUACGGCCUGGCGCUCAAGAGACAGGCCCCGGCGGUGUUUCUGCGCACCACGUCGUGGGGCGUGCCGUGGGUGGCCACGGCGCUGUACAUAUUCUUUUCGUUCCUGGCGUUUAUGAGCCUGAGCAGCGGCGCGCUGACGGCGUUUUACUGGCUGAUGGACCUGGUGGGCGCGGGCGUGCUGGUGAGCUGGAUUUGUAUUGUGCUGAACCAUGUGCGGCUGCGGAUGGCGUUGAAGGUGCAGGGCAUUCCGGCCACGCGGCUGCCGUGGCAUAACAGCUGGACGUUGUACAGCUCGGCGGCCGCGCUCGUCAUGUGCAGCAUCAUCCUGCUCACCAACGGCUUCUACGUCUUUACAAAGGGCAACUGGAGCGCCAGCGGCUUCGUGUCUGCGUAUCUGGACAUUCCGCUUGUGCUUGCGGCGUAUCUGAUAUGGAAGUUUUACAAAAAGACGAGGAUUGUCUCGCUCAAGGAGAUUCCCCUCGAGGAGGCGCUGAUGCAGGCUGAGUUGAAGGAUGCGCUGGAUGGCUCGUCAUGAUUGCUUUCUUCUAUUUGUUUUUGUCUAGAUAUCCUUUUGUACAUAACUAGAUGGUUCAACACAAAGCGAGCGUCCCUCGGAUAUAAUUGCUUUCCAACGAAAUAACAUUACUAUAUAUAUAUGUCUAUAUUUUUAUGACCACUUUUUGGUAUCAUCCAUCAUCCAGUCAUUCAUUCGUCAUAUUGCAGCAUCUCAUCCUCCCCCAUCGUCCCCAGCGUCUUCUCCAGCACCCGCCUGCACCGCUCGCGAUACUCGAGCGCCAGCCGCUGAUUCGGCGACAGCAGGUCCACGUCGUCGCCCACCACCUCCAUGUCCGUCUCGUUGAGCCGCUCCAGCUCCUGCAGCACCUUGUGCUGGAUAAUGGCCACCGUCUGCUCCAGGUACUCGUGGCACUCGUCGUUGACGUGCCCGGAGAAGAAGCGCUCCUGGCGCUGCCGCACCGCCUCUUCCUCCGACGGGAACGUGUUUGAGUUUAGCGGGAUGAGCUUGAUGAGCGGGAUGGACGAGUGCUGCAGCAGCGUCAUGAAAAUGUCCCACACCAUGUCGUGCUGCACGUGCUUGAAUGCGCCGAGGAGGCCCAGCGCGGGCGGGUUGACGACGAGAGCCUGCUUGGACGCGGCGAGCAGCGAGGAUGGAUCGGUCACGGGCCGCAGGGAGAUGAGGUACUCCUCGGGCAUGCUGCUGCCGGACUGAGGGUUGGACGGCAGAGGAGCCGAAGGGGCGGUGCGUUUCCGCACGUGGAUGUAGUCGUUGUGCAGCUCGUCCGUGACGGGCAGCAUGAAGCCGUAGCCCAGCAGCAGCUCGGCGUUCGUCUUGGGGCUGUAGUUGUUGAAGAUUUGCUGCCCGGGCUGGUGCUCCCUCCCGACCCUGAGCUGGCACGCAGCCCCUGAGUUUGCAGCGUCAAGCUCCCACCGGACGUCCACCGCCAUGUCGUGGUUGCCAAUGUCAAACAGCGGCAGCAGCACCGAAAAGUCGUCGACCGACACGUCCUCGGGCAGGGCCUGCUGCUGCGCCUCCGUCAUGACCAGCGAUGCCCUGAAGGAGCGGCUCGAGAAGAUGCAGUACGCCCAGUUGUACAGCUCCCGCGUCAGCAGCUCGCUGAAAUCGUCCUCGGCGUCCUUUUGCGACGCCAGCAGCAUCGCCUUGGCCUCGCGAAACUCGCGCUUCAGGUCGUCGCGGAUCUUGUCCAGCCCAACCUCGACAUUCGUGCCCUCGAGCAGCUCGGCCUCCUCCUCGGGCCAAAACGGCGGCAGCGCCCAGUCGUCGACGUCCUCGGGCUGCGGCAGCGCCUGGAUAUAGGGCCACCAGAAGGACUCCUCGCCCCUGAGCAGCUCCUUGAUGAGCAACAGGCGGCCAAUCACAUGGGGCCGCGCCCGGGAGAGGAAUUCGCGGGGAAAAGCCGGCGUUGGCUGCAGGGCGUUUGCGUACGAGAGGCUCAGCGUCGUCGGCAGGCUGACAAUGGGCUCGUAGGGCGCAAUGGGCGCUGCCGACGGCCGGACGCGGAACGAGAGGCCAGUGUCCGGGUCGUCGUAGAUCUCGGCGGACGGGUGCAGCGUUGCGUGGUGCGAGGCGGCCCAGUCCAGCAGCAGGGCGAUGCGGUCCUGGAUGGCGUCCAUGGCGGUGAUGAAAGGAGGCGAGUGAGGGUGAGAUGAGGUGAGAUGAGAUGAGUCGAAGUGAGUAGAGGGCCCUGUCUGAGCAAGAGAUUCGCCCCUCGCGCUAUCGCCAGCCAGCGAUGGGCCUCAUCAAAUUCAAACCGCUCUCCUCGGACUCGCAAACAAACAAGACUGAAAUCAAUCUCUAUGUUGCGCAGAAUCGCCAAGCGCUCGUCUCCUUCUCAUCAAUUUUUAGUUUCGGGGAAAAGUUGUCUUGAAAAAAUCCCCCGCACUAAGAAAACUGUCCUGCCGUGUUAGUGCAUCGCGUCCUUUUGGCAGCGCCGAGGUUUAGCAGCCACUAAUGGCGCAUCUGUUUAUUUCGGUCAAGCUUUCAUUGUAAAACGAGCAUCGAUUCUCAAUUGAUUGGAGCAUUUGUAUAUAACUGUCUUGGGGUCUCGUUGUUAU
Messenger RNA from Trichoderma atroviride IMI 206040, 3608 nucleotides. RefSeq lists its product as uncharacterized. Gene Ontology annotation, cellular component: membrane. NCBI's taxonomy places the organism in Eukaryota, Fungi, Ascomycota, Sordariomycetes, Hypocreales, Hypocreaceae. The record is from RefSeq and is a predicted model, not a curated record. Gene Ontology annotation, molecular function: amino acid transmembrane transporter activity. Gene Ontology annotation, biological process: amino acid transmembrane transport.